GGUAUUCGAUUUUAUUUAUGUAAUUCUCAUGUUAUUUAUCUUUUCUGUUGAAACCUCUCUUUCUCGAAACUACUAAUAUUAGGGUUUUCUGGGUUUGAGACCACGAUCUUAUCGAAUUAUUAAUAUCCUUUUUUUUUCCUGUUUCAAACAUAGGGUUUUAGUGCAUGAGAUCGAAUAAUAUUUAUUUUUGUUUCCGUUUCUAGGGUUUAUUCAAUUUUUUGCGUUUUUACGUUGCAAUUUUUAUUGAAAUUCAGAUUUCUGGAGAAGUGAAUUUUGCGGUAAGCGUAAUUUAGAAUUUGUAAUCCGUAUUCUCAUGGAGGAUUCGAAUAUAAUAUGAGCUCUAAAUUGAUUUUAUGUUUGCAACUUUGUUUUGUUUAUGUUUUUUUUUAAUUGGUUUGUGAAUUUUGAUUAUAACUAAAUUUAUGAAUUUUGCAUGGUUGUGAAUUACUAUAUUGCAGGUUUUUGGAAGCUAACUUAUUGUUGGAGGUGGAGAGAUAUGGCUGACUUUGGUUUGUUCUGUUUCCCUUGUUUAAUGGAAGUUGUUUCAUCAUCAUCAUCAUCUCUGUGAUUGUAAUUGAUCUCACACCAUGUCUGAUUACAAUGGUGAUGAUCUUGAAGAUGAAUAUAUGGCUGAUGAGUAUGACAUGGAUGAUCUCGAGGAUGAUAUGAAUGCCGCGUUUGAUGGAAGAGAUAUCGAUGCUUCUGAUUCCGAAGUCGAAGAUUUCGAUCAAUUGAACAAGGCUGCAGAUACUUCUGCUGCUCAAGCACGGAAUGGGAAGGAUAUUCAGGGUAUACCGUGGGAUAGUCUUACUCUUACUAGAAAAGAUUACAGAAAAACUAGGCUAGAACAAUAUAAAAACUAUGAAAAUAUACCCAAUUCUGGUGAUGAAUCUGCCAAGAAAUGCAUGAAUACUGAGAAAGGCAGCUCUUUCUAUGAGUUCAGAAGGAAUUCUAGAUCCGUGAGAUCAACGAUUCUCCAUUUUCAGUUGAGGAAUUUGGUCUGGGCUACCUCAAAACACGAUGUUUAUUUAUUGUCCAACUACUCCAUCAGCCACUGGUCUUCUUUGACAGGUUGUAGGAGUGAAAUUCUUAACGUUAAAGGUCAUGUGGCUCCGUCUGAGAAACAUCCCGAGAGUUUGUUGGAAGGAUUUACAGAGACUCAAGUUAGCACUCUUGCAGUAAAAGAAAGGCUACUAGUUGCUGGUGGAUUCCAAGGAGAACUCAUUUGCAAGCAUCUCGAUAGACCUGGUGUGAGCUUCUGCUCACGCACAACUUACACCGAAAACGCUAUCACCAAUGCAGUAGAUAUAUAUAGAAACUCCAGCGGCGCACUGCAUUUCAUGGCCUCAAAUAAUGACUGUGGAGUCAGAGACUUUGACAUGGAGAGAUAUAAGCUUGUCCAACUCUUCCGUUAUCUAUGGCCCGUCAAUCAUAGUUCCCUAAGUCCUGAUGGAAAACUAGUAGCAGUCGUUGGAGAUGACCCAGAUGGUCUACUGGUAGACACAAGUAACGGACAGACGAUCGGGACGCUAAAAGGUCACUUAGAUUAUUCAUUUGCAUCAGCUUGGCAUCCAAACGGUGUAACAUUUGCCACAGGAAACCAAGACAAGACCUGUCGUAUUUGGGACACAAGGAAACUCUCGGAAUCAGUCGCUGUCCUAAAAGGUAACCUUGGAGCCGUACGGUCCAUUAGGUUCACAUCUGACGGACGGUACGUUGCCAUGGCCGAGCCAGCAGAUUUCGUUCAUAUCUAUGACACAAAAUCAGGAUACAAAAAGGAGCAAGAGAUUGAUUUCUUUGGAGAGAUUUCUGGGAUAUCGUUUAGCCCAGAUACUGAAUCUCUCUUCAUCGGUGUUUGGGACAGGACUUAUGGAAGUCUCUUGGAGUAUGGUCGAACCAGAGACUACACUUAUCUCGAUUCAUUACUUUGAUGGAAAUUUAAGCUAAGCCUAAAGAAAAAAAACUUACGUAAAAAUAAUUUGUUAUACGCCGUCUUGGUUAGGUUUCAUAAUCAUAUCGACAAAAGAAAAGAAAGAGAGACCAUGGUUCGAUUCACAAGCUGUUCAUUUAUGUAAUUUGUUGUAAAAAUUGUACAUUUUCCAUGAACUUGGGAAUUUGUUUUUGGGAUCAUAAGUCAAACUCACAUUCUUCGAAAAUCUUCUAGAUUUAGUUCCAAGAUAUUAGAAAAGAUUUUUAAGC
Molecule: messenger RNA, 2199 nt
Organism: Arabidopsis thaliana (thale cress)
Lineage: Eukaryota; Viridiplantae; Streptophyta; Magnoliopsida; Brassicales; Brassicaceae
Product: Transducin/WD40 repeat-like superfamily protein
Exons: 9
Coding region: 588-1931 (447 amino acids)
Source: RefSeq, marked reviewed